CUAGGCAUACAGACUGCUUCUACAAACAUUUGUGAAAGAAUGGGUCGCUCUCAGGAGCUCAGUGAAUUCAAGCGAGGUCCCGUGAUAAGUUGCCACCUGUGCAAUAAGUCCAUCCGUGACAUUUCCUUGUUACUAAAUAUUCCACGGUCAACUGUUAGUGGUAUUAUAACAAAGUGGAAGCAAAUGGGAACAAUAGCAACUCACUUAAAAUGACAGAGCAGGAUGCAGUGGUGUAAAGCAUGUGUUCUCUGGAGUGACGAAUCACGGUUCUCUGUCUGGAAAUCCGAAGGACAUGUCUGGGUUUGGCGGUACUUGCCUGACUGCAUUGUGCCAAGUGUAA
Staurois parvus is the source of this 340-nucleotide messenger RNA. The record is from the annotation of a GenBank genome assembly. Lineage: Eukaryota; Metazoa; Chordata; Amphibia; Anura; Ranidae.